This is a messenger RNA of Tuber melanosporum (Perigord truffle), 2301 nucleotides long. RefSeq lists its product as uncharacterized. Gene Ontology annotation, cellular component: cytoplasm. The record is from RefSeq and is a predicted model, not a curated record. Gene Ontology annotation, biological process: tRNA N1-guanine methylation. NCBI's taxonomy places the organism in Eukaryota, Fungi, Ascomycota, Pezizomycetes, Pezizales, Tuberaceae. The transcript is spliced from 4 exons. Bases 1 to 2301 code for a protein of 766 amino acids.
AUGUUUAUGUCUCGGUUCUUGCCACCGGUUGAUCGUGCGAUGCGCACACUGGAUCGCGCUUUUUUCAGGAAGGUGGUCCCAGUUACUGCUGCGCGGGUACUCGACUCUGCACUGGUUCACACCAUCAAGGAGAAGAUUCUAAAAGACUUGAUCCCCUUCGAAAGGUUCAAUCAGAGAUACGACUUCAAUUCAAAGCUCAAUGUCGAAACUCCACUGCUAAUUCUACAGCCCCAAGUGAAAUACGGUGAUCUCUCAACGGCUUCGGGUCCCACGCAGGAAUAUGUGAAAUCGAAAAUACUCGAAUUGGUGCCCUAUGAUCUGAAGUUGGAGUACGGAGAUUGGGGUUAUGAGGAAAUUAUGAAGGCCGUGCUUCCCGAAGAUGUCAACCCCCCAAGUAUCGAUGACUUUCCUCGAAUUGGUCCAUUAUUACACCUGGAUGUCCCAGAGCCUCUGCGGGAGUACAGGAAUCUUAUCGCGGAAGUUAUUUGUGACAAAGAGAGAGAGGUGCAGACGGUUUUUGGUGAGCCUGAGAAGGUAGGAGGGGCGUUAGAACUUGGGUUGGCAAACGAAGUUCUGGCGGGUCCUGAAAAUUACCGGGUGGAACUCAGUCACCAGGGUUCCAGUUUCACUUUUCACCUCGACCAAGCCGGGUUCCGUGAUGUUUAUUUCGACACUAAGCUGGCGACUGAGCGGCAGCGUCUUGUGGAUACUUUUGGGUUGGGGGAGUGUGUGGCCGAUGUUUAUUCUGGUGUUGGUGCGCUGAGCGUGGCUGCUGCAAAGCGGGGAGCGAUAGUCUUUGCCAAUGAGCGGAGGGACAAGGUUUAUCAAUUGCUCGUUGAGAACCGAAGAAACAACAAGGUCAAGAAAAACCUCUACCUUAAGAGCCAGGCUCCGGCUAGAUUCGUCCAACAGCUUGUCCGAAAACUUUUCGAGAAAACAGUGGACUAUAAACCCCAGAAAAUUAGCAAGCUUGGAAAACUUAUCAAAAAUCCUCUCAAGAAGGGAGAUAAGAACCUCCCCGCCUGCGUUUCUCACAUCGUCUUCAGCGACCCUGACCAAUCCCUUACACACCUCGAGUGUCUCAGGGGUAUAUACACGAAGCGAGAGAGACUCUUUGCGAACAGGGGGGGGAGUUUUUGGAAAUUAGAUUUUCCGUUUGUUCAUGUCUACGCCUACCACAAAGCUCCAGCGGAAAAAAAGGCGGAUGCGGUAAACGAUCUUCUCAAGAAAAUCGGCAAGAGGAUUGGCCACGACCUGAGACGGGGAUGUGUCCAACAGGCGCACUUUGUUAAGAAAGGCUCAGAGGAUAACCUUUAUUGCAUUACAUUUAAACUUCCGCCACCUGUGGCAUUCGAUAUUAGAGAGGAAGAACUACAUCAAAAACAGCCGGAGAUGGUCGACCUCGCCGCCUCGAAGGAAGCCGCGAUAUCUAAGAGCGAUGAUAGGCAACCGGGAAGGAUAUCAGUGCAUAGAACAUAUCUACCUUCCAGAGACCCAGAUAUCAACAGGUUUGGACCAUCAGGAAGGCCGCCAUCACAAGUGGAGGGUAGAGAGGAAAAGGGUUUAGAGCCUACCCCCUUCCCUGGAGCGCCUACUCAGAUAGCGCCAUCGGCAACACCCCCCACUGGUCUACCAGCACACAGCCCCGCAAGUAUAACAACCCCUCCAAGGCAUCUGGUAUAUACCCCGUUGGCAAGCUUUCAACCCCGCGAUGCCGGAUCAGUGGCUACAAAACAAUCACAAGGGGCCCCAACGGAUAGACCCCCAAUGGGUGGAGGGCCUUCGAUGACUUCAAAUUUAGGAUUAAUCAAAACCGAAUCAGAACUCGCGAAGGAGUUUGCAAAGACCUACAAAGUGCCUCGGGGAUUACCCCCCUGGAAACAGAAGGUCCACCGUAAGGAAAAGAAAGCAGCUUGGAUGGCGAGGCAAACCAGGAAACAGCAGGAGCAAGCGUAUCUAACACAGGGAAGCUUUAAUAACCCUCACCGAAACGAUAAUGGACAACGAGGCCCUGAAUACUGGGCCAGCAGCCGAGGUGAGAGGAGGUUCCAUUCCGACAAUUCUCCCACACAACCAGGAUAUGGCCCUUACGGAUAUACAGAAUGUGUCGCGGAAAGCGUCGACAGACACUCCGUCUCGCAGCUAGCCGCUGGGUCUAAGGACGAUGGCCAUGCGAAUAGGGAAGAGACAGGACCAUCUCGUCCGCUCAUUAGAUUCCACAUCGCCGCUAAUAAAACACCCAAAGGGGGUCCAAUGAUUCGAUGGCACCAAGUCGAUACUCACCCGAAGAUGUUCCGGUAA